UCACUGAAUGGCUAUUUGCGGCACAACGGCUACAAAUGUUACAAAAAUGAUGGCUGCUUACAACGGUGGCUCCUCAACAGUGGCUACCCAUCACCCGCAUCAUCACCACCAGCUCCAGCACCUUCCGCCUCCCCACAUGCACCACCACCACGCGGACCAACAUCACUUGCAGCAUCCGGGCUCCGCAGCCGCCGUGCACACGGUCCAGCAGCACACCUCCACGGCUGCCGCAGCGGCGGUGAUGCUCAACCCCGGCCAACAGCAGCCAUACUUCCCCUCUCCUGCCCCAGGACAAGCCCCCGGGCCGGCGGCUGCCACGGCUCCUGCCCAGGUUCAAGCUGCCGCUGCUGUCAAAGUUCACCAUCAGCAACAACACACGCACAACCUACAGCAGCAGCUGGAUAUAGAGCCUGACAGGCCCAUCGGCUAUGGAGCGUUUGGGGUUGUCUGACCUUGCCAGACAUGACCAGGCCAUUCAAGCCAUUGAAACGUCGAUGAACGGCUUCAAGGGGAGAAUAACUACGCUGGAAUCUACAGGCAACAGCCUUGUCAAAGAAAACGAACCACUAAAGCUGAAAUCCAAGGACCGUGAGAACAGAUCCAGGAGGUGUAACAUCCGUAUUACAGUCAUAUGGGCGCUGAGGGCACUCAUCCUACCUCCUCUAUUGAAUCCUGCCUUGGAUAGAUCUUCGGGACUGACGCCUUUCCCAGAUCCUCGACCGUGGACAGAGCGCACAGGGUGGCUAUCCAGAGGAGACAGGGCGGCACACCUCGCCCCUUCAUAGCCUAUAUACACCACUUCCAGAUAGUGCAGCUUUCACGAGAAAAGUCACCAUUGUUGUAAAGAGUCCUCUGCAGAAGCUGCUGCUUUUUUGGAAAACAGACAGCCUACAGGAUGUGGCCACGAUCAAAAUAAAACAUUCCGAAGGCACUAACGUUAUGUUUCCCCGGAUUAUAUAUACAGUAACUGUCCGGUGAGUGUGACUGUCUGGUUAACUUCACUGUCUACAGAUAAUUUCACUACGGUUG
This is a messenger RNA of Perca fluviatilis (European perch), 1029 nucleotides long. Its product is annotated as serine/threonine-protein kinase NLK-like. The coding region runs from base 8 to 451 and encodes 147 amino acids. Lineage: Eukaryota; Metazoa; Chordata; Actinopteri; Perciformes; Percidae. The transcript has 2 exons. The record is from RefSeq and is a predicted model, not a curated record.